Molecule: messenger RNA, 2502 nt
Organism: Phaeoacremonium minimum UCRPA7
Lineage: Eukaryota; Fungi; Ascomycota; Sordariomycetes; Togniniales; Togniniaceae
Product: putative 3-hydroxyisobutyrate dehydrogenase protein
Exons: 1
Coding region: 1-2502 (833 amino acids)
Source: RefSeq, a predicted model, not a curated record
AUGCAACAGGUUCAACGAAAGCCCAUAGCGUCAACCUCUUCCCUUGCUGCCAAUGCUCAGUUUGAAAAUCACGAGCAAAAUGUCAGCAACCUAUCAUAUGGGUCCAAUGUGGAUUCGAAAGAGCCCAAACACAACCAGAAAUGGUGGCCAUGGGCCAAGACGCCAGAAGAAAAGAUACAAGCAAAUUAUACGUCAAGAUUCAGCGGAAAGCCAGGCUUCAAGCGACUUCGUAGAGUCUACCAUCCUCACCCUCAGCCGGGACUGGACCCUGAGAAGCUUCGUGGGAACGAGGCUGAAACAGGGGACUGGGAGACAGACAAAGGAGAAGUGGUCAAAAUCGAUGGAAAGUAUGCGUACCGCAAUGAAUUCCACCAAAUCUCGCGAAAGUUUGAGGACGUAGCUGUCUACCUCAGUCCGACAAAUUACAUACCCCGACGACUGGUAGUCCAAGCCACUCGACAUGUUCUCAAGAACAGACUUGGCACCGGUGACUGGAUACGUGCCGGUGUCAGUGGCAACGUCCCCUUAGUGCUAAAAAUUGCUGAAUGGGCCCUUGGUCCAUUUGCAAAACCCGGAUUCCUCCACAAGUUGGACGGCGGAGUCCGCAUGCUUGCAGUUGCUGUUCCUCUUCAAAUCAUGCUUGCGAUCCCCGGAGUAUCGUCUUGGGAAGACGUUGAAACCGCCGAUACGUAUACCGACUACUCGGGUUAUUAUUGGGAUUGGCCAAAAUAUGCCAUCAACUAUCUGGAUAUGGCGCCCGGCACUGACGCCUUGGCCAAGCAAGAUCCCGAUUUUGAUGUGAGGCGGAGAUCGAUACGUCCCAGAUGGCUCGUUGCCAAGAAGGGCAAUGAAUGGAUUACAGUGGAUGGGAGAGUUGAGGCUAGCCUGAAGUAUGUUUUCAUCAGUUAUGCUUGGGUGCAGUUCGAGAAGUCUGGCGGCAGUGACAGAGUCCGCCGCAUGGCUCAGAAUAUUGCAGAACAGCAAGGCUGUAGCGCGUAUUGGCUUGAUGCGCAACUCGUCGAAAAAGAAGACGGAGAUGUGAAAGAUUACGAUGUUUAUACAAUGUGUGAUAUUGUACGAGGAGCCACCGCAGUUGCUGUGAUGCUUGGAGAAAACACCCUUGAAGCCAAAGCAAGUUGGGGCAAGAGGAUGUGGACUCUUCCCGAAGGGCUCCUAGCCCCUGGCGAUGACUUGCUGUUCUGUUUUGAGGAUAGUCAAGGCAUGUUGCAGACAGACACCAUCCACAAAGUCGAGAUGACUGCCACCUUUUGGACGGAACAAGACGGCCGAGACGAUCAUGAGGGCGGUAGCGCUACUCGACUACUGGCCGAGCAUUUCGCUGGACUUCUCACCCUGAGUCGCCUCGAGAUGCUUCCGGCCUCGAUCACGGCACUCAACUACAAGAUGAGGAAUGAGUUCACAGGCUCUGACUUGGCAUACGCGGUCAUGGGCCUUCUGCAUUACCGCAUCGAGCGUAACGACGGUGACACACUCUUUCAAAACCUCGCUCGCCUGUCGCUUGGUAAUGAUAGCGAUCAGCUUAUCGAGAGAAUGAUAUCUCUUCUCCCUCAACCUCAGCCAAUCAUGACACAAACUGGCAUCAAGACAACUACUGACCGCCCUCUUUUUGAGGUUCUUUCCGAAAGAGACCAGUUUGAGACCCUCUUGUAUCACGUCACGCCCCUUUGUGACGUUGUCGGUGUCGCCAACGAAGACGAAACCGUCAUCUUAGACAACUGCCGUGCCAUCCAUAUCCGCUGGAAGGACUUCCCACAGGCCAUCGUCCAGCGCAACUACGGCUUCAAGAAGCUCUUUGCGGCAUUCUUCGUUGCCGCUGGACUUGGCUGGCUGGUCUUCGGAGUACAGCUGGCCAUCACAUACAUACCUUUUUGGGUUGGCUUUAUUGACCAGGUCAAAACCACCUUCAUUGCCUGGUUAGUGAGCGGUUUUCUGUUCAUUGGCCUUCUGCUCUCCGCCUUCGCGCCCGUAUCUGUCCGUAGGCUAUUCGGCGGGACAGUGCUCAAAAGCAGUCCGAGUCUAGUCGGCUUCGAGGGGGUCAUGAAGAUCCAGGAGCUUGAGAAGAUUGUCUUCGGUAACUGCACUGGUCGCCUCACAUACGCGCCGUCGGCCACCCCUUUUGCACGAUACAGUCGUCAUCCGAGAGAAAGACGAGGCACCGAACCUGAGUGGAUCAAUCAGCCGGAGCUCAUUGCUCAGUCGCUACCUAUUGGUCAUCAGCUCUUCACCCUGGUGGACAUGGGCGAGUUGAGCGUCUCUAUAUUCUCGGCGGAGCGACCACCGACCGUCGCGUUGCUCACCGGCCGGGAGGGAGGCAUGCUGCGAGCCGUUCUUUGUAGCUGGCGUUUCGAGAAUGACUGCCUUUACAGGGAGACGGUCGUGCGGAUGCCUUCGAGAGUGUAUGAGGCUGCAACAGCAAAGGGCUGGCUGAAGCUGUCGCUGCGGACUCAAGAUCAAGCGCGGAGAAUGAGAUUGCAGCAGUAA